Molecule: messenger RNA, 1026 nt
Organism: Psammomys obesus (fat sand rat)
Lineage: Eukaryota; Metazoa; Chordata; Mammalia; Rodentia; Muridae
Gene: A4gnt
Product: alpha-1,4-N-acetylglucosaminyltransferase
Exons: 2
Coding region: 1-1026 (341 amino acids)
Biological process (GO): protein O-linked glycosylation
Molecular function (GO): acetylglucosaminyltransferase activity
Source: RefSeq, a predicted model, not a curated record
AUGCUGAAGGAACUUCACCUCUCCGUGUCCCUGGUCCUGGUGUUUGCCUGUGGCCUGCUAUACAAGCUCACCCUGAGGUCUCACUGCUUCUUUGCCUGCCUGCCUCCCUUCUCGUCUCUAGGGAGGCUGGAAGACCUCCUGAGCAAUGGACGGAGCAUUGUGUUCAUAGAGACCUCUGAGAGAGUGGAGCCGCCUCCACUGGUCUCCUGCGCUGUGGAGUCCGCUGCCAAGAUCUACCCUGAGCAGCCUGUCAUCUUCUUUAUGAAAGGGCUCAGCAACACCACACAGCUGGCUUCAAAUACCAGCUCCCCAGCUUUCUCCCUCCUUUCAGCCAUUGAGAAUGUUUUCUUUGCGCCUUUGAACAUGAAAAGACUAUUUGAAGACACGCCCUUGUUUUCUUGGUACACCAAAAUCAACAGCAGUGCAGAAAAAUACUGGCUCCAUGUCAGCUCCGACGCCUCCCGCCUGGCUAUCAUCUGGAAAUACGGUGGAAUCUACAUGGACACCGAUGUCAUCUCCAUCAGGCCCAUCCCCGAGAAGAACUUCUUGGCAGCGCAGGGUUCCCGGUACUCCAGUAACGGGGUGUUCGGCUUCCUCCCCCACCACCCCUUUCUGUGGGGCUGCAUGGAGAACUUCGUGGAGCGCUAUAACUCGCGCAUUUGGGGCAACCAGGGACCCAAUCUGAUGACACGGAUGUUAAGAUUGUGGUGCAGACUUGAAGACUUCCAAGAGCUGGGUGACCUGAAGUGUCUGAAUAUUUCAUUCCUUCACCCUCAGAGAUUUUACCCUAUCCCCUACCCGGAGUGGAGGCGCUACUACCAGGUGUGGGACACGGAGCCCAGCUUCAAUGCCUCCUACGCGCUGCAUUUGUGGAACUUCAUGAACAAAGAGGGCAGGACCCCGGUUAGUGGAAGCAACACUCUGGCGGAGAAUCUCUAUCAAAAGCACUGUCCUAAGACGUACAGGGUUCUGAUUCAACGCGCGGAAGAAACGGCGUCUAGGGAGCCAGGAACAGGCAACAGAUAG